AUGAAUCAAAUGAUAGAUUUUUUAGAACAUAAAUCAAUUACUCCAGCCUUAUCUGACUAUAUUAUCGAAUUAUAUUUAAAAGAAGUAUUAGAAAAGGGCAAAAAUGUCCACAAAAUCGAAGAUGAUAGAUACACGAAGGUUAUUUCUCAUUCUAAAUCAAGAUUUAGUUCUUCAUUGCAACCAAAUGAAAUUUUAUCUUUGGAGUUCCACCCCUCAGGUAGAUUAUUAGCAUAUAGCAGAAUGGAUGGAUCUUUGACAAUAUGGGAAGUACCCUCAAAUGGUAUUUUACACACAAAUUCAAGUAACAAGAUUUUUAUUAAUAAUGUUGUAGGUGCAGAAAAAUCAGUUACCGAUAUAUCUUGGAAUCCUCAAGAAACCUCACAAAUUGCUACAACAUCAAACACAAAUGAAAUUAUCAUAUGGUCUCUUAUUGGCUCUAAAUUUAGAGAAAGUGAAUUAAGCAGAGUCAAAACAGUUAAUGUAGAAUCACAUAAAACUAAAAUCAAUAAAUGUUAUUAUAGUCCUCGAGGCGAAUGGUUACUAGCAACCACAAAAUCAGAAAAUUUAUAUUUAUUCUCUACUAGAGAUAAUUUUUCAUUAAAAUACAUCAUUAAUUUAUCACCUUAUCUGUUAAAUGGUGACAUUACAUAUUCUACUACAUGGCAUAAUACAGAUGAUUAUUUUUUUAUUGGUUGUAAAAGUGGUCAUAUAUUGGUAUUCACAUUAAAAAGACUAGCUAAAGAUAACGAAGUUAAGUGCAUAUUAACUUUAAAUUCUCAUAGAGGUUCAGUGACAGAUUUAAGAAUGGAUCCAUACGGUAGAUAUUUGAUAAGUGGAGGAUCUGAUGGUAUGUGCAUUUUUUGGGAUUUAAAUACCUUUACCUCUAAAUUUACCUUAAAUGAUAUCAAUGCGUUAAUAUUGUCCAUAGAUAUAGAUCAUUUAGGUAAGUUACUAGUGAUAGUUACUUCCGAAGAUAAACUUUUGUUUUAUAAUAUGUCCAAUGGAAAUCUUAUUAGAUCCCUUACUAUUAAAGAAUUAAAGUCAGAUAUAUGGUUCAGAUUUCAUCCAAAUAAAACAUGGUUUAUCAAAUCUACACGGGAUGAUGUUUUGUAUAAUCAUAUUUCUCAAGUGAAUGAUGAAUUUGAAUUUUGGAAAGAUAAGUAUGAACAAAAUUUAUUAACUCUGCGGAGCAAAAACAAAAAUAGUAGUUCUAAUUCAAAUAUGAAUAUUAAUGGACAUAAUAAUAUAGACAAUAAAAAACUUAGAAACUUGGAUGCCAAAUCUCGUGGUAGUGUUGAUCAUAGUAAACAGAUUACAGAAAGAGGUUCUGGCGUAACUGCAAAUAAAAUUCGCAAAAAUACAUCAUCCACAAUUAGAACACAGAAAAGAUUUGGUAUAAGGUAUGACAGAAUGAACAGGGACAGAAUGGGUAUCAUUCCUUCACGAUCCUCAAUGUCAGGUAGAUUUAAUAAAUAA
Molecule: messenger RNA, 1476 nt
Organism: Arxiozyma heterogenica
Lineage: Eukaryota; Fungi; Ascomycota; Saccharomycetes; Saccharomycetales; Saccharomycetaceae
Gene: TEX1
Product: Tex1p
Exons: 1
Coding region: 1-1476 (491 amino acids)
Biological process (GO): mRNA export from nucleus
Cellular component (GO): THO complex part of transcription export complex
Molecular function (GO): protein binding
Source: RefSeq, a predicted model, not a curated record